Messenger RNA from Miscanthus lutarioriparius, 2613 nucleotides. NCBI's taxonomy places the organism in Eukaryota, Viridiplantae, Streptophyta, Magnoliopsida, Poales, Poaceae. The record is from the annotation of a GenBank genome assembly.
AUGCCCGACUCUGCCGAUCCCCUCCCCACGCAACCCUCGCCGGAUCCGGACAUGCCGCCGCGGAAGCCCCUCGCUGGCGGCGGCGGCAAGAAGCUCAAGAAGCCCCUCACCGACAAGCAGCGCGCUGCCGCGGAGCAGCGCCUGUCCCACCUCUCCGCGCCCACCUCAACCUCCGCCCCUCGAGAGGCGGCGCUCGAUGCCCCAGGCCUGCUCGACUUCUUCCGCCUCGACCUGCAAUCCGACGCCCCGCGCCCCGACCUCAUCGCCCCGCUCGUCGCCUACUACGACCCGGCCUGCAAGCGCAGCUUCGUCCGCGGCGUCCGCGUCGCCGUCUCGCGCCACGACCUCACCCGCGCGCUCUGCCUACCCCCGAAGCCCGCCUCCGCGGCGCCGGCCCCAGCCGACGUCGACCCCGCAGCGGUGGUCCCUGCCGUUAUGCAGCUCCUGCAUGAUUACGUCCUGCUCCCGUUCCAGGGGGAUGACAUGUGCAUACUGCCGCAGGAGGUGGUCGCCGCGGAGCAGGCGGUCAGGGAGGGGGCGGCGCAUAGGGUUGACUGGGGGGGCCUGAUCUGGGGCCUCGUCGAGAAGGAGAUGCUCGAGCUGCCCAAGAGGGAAGACGGGUUGUGUUACUACGGGCCGCACCUGCAGAGGCUCAUUUAUGCCCAAAAGCCACAUCUGUUAGCGCUGGUGGAGGAAGGGCCUGUUCCGGAGGUGUCUGCUGAUGUGGAGAUGGAGGAGGAGGAUGGUGAUGUGGAUUUGAAAAGCAAGAGCUUGGUGGAGCUGGAGCCGGGGGAUGGGGAUGGCGAUGCGGGUAACGAUGUGAGGAGCAAGAGCUUGGAGGAGUCGGAAUUGGGGAAUGCUGGUGCAAGGAAUGAUGGUUUGGACGAGUUAGAGUUGGGGGAUGCUGUUACAAGAAACAAGGUCAUGGAGGAGUUGUGUUUAGGGGAUGUAGAUGCCAGGAACAACAGUAUAGAGGAACUAGAGGUGGUCGAGGAAUAUGCAAGGAUCAAGAGCUUGAAUGAAUGUGAGGCUGUGGAUGUGGAUCCAGAUGCCAUGGACAACAAUAUAGAUGAAAUGGAGACGGUCAAUGAAGAUGCAAGGAGCAAGAGCUUGAAUGAAUCUGAGGCUGUGCAUGUGGAUCCAGAUGCCAUGGACAACAAUAUAGACGAGAUGGAGACGGUCAAUGAAGAUGCAAGGACCAAGAGCUUGGAUGAAUCUGAGGCUGUGGAUGUGGAUCCGGAUGCCAUGGACAGCAAUAUAGAUGAAAUGGAUGCGGUGAAUGAAGACGCAAGGAGCAAGAGCAUGAAUGAAUCUGAGGCUGUGGAUGCCAUAAACAACAAUAUAGUCAAAUUGGAUGCGGUCAAUGAAGACGCAAGGAGCAAGAGCUUGAAUGAUGAAUCAGAGCCGGUGGAAGAGGAUGUUAAGGGUCCAAGCUUCGAUGACAUGAACACCGUGGAUGAGCACGUCAAUGGCACAAACACGGAUGGUUUAUGUUUGGGAUUUGUGGCAGUUGAAGCUGUGCCUGCUGUACAUGAGGCAAGGCUUGACAAUAAUGAGGAAACGACAGAGGAAGCACCACCAGGGGGGGUGAUGAUGUGCCAGGCGGUGAUGAUGUGGCAGUGCCUACAGAUGUGGAUGGAGGUAGUGGCUGUUGCAGACGAGUUGGGGGAUGAGGAGGCUGAGGGGGAUGAAGAGAGGGAUGCAAUGGGAUUGAGCUUGGGGUUUAACUCUACCAAUGGUUAUGGUGCUAUGGAUGUGGAAGAGGAAACUAAUGUUGAGAAUUUGGAUGAGGAUGAGAGUGACAGUGGCAAUGAAGAGGCAGAGGAGUCAGAGGAUGAUGCAUUUGACGUUAAUGAUGGAGAGGACAUGAAUUGGAGAAUUGGGGAUGGCCAGGGGAUGAGGGAAUGUCACAUUCCUUACAACGCUGUGCAAGAGGAGUUUCCUCAGUCUAAUCAGCAUAAGAGGAUGCGGCAUAGUAACAGUAGCAACAUAUCACCUGGAUCAGCCUUUUUCAAUGCAAGCUUUUCGGUACCUAUACAGAACUUGAUGGUUGAGGCAAGCAGGCUCUAUGAGAAGAAUGAGCAAAAACUUCAGAAUUUGCAAUUUGAGAAACAACAGUGGUCUCACAUGCUGCAGCAGAAGGAAGCCAUUAUCCAAUCCCUAAACUCAGCUCGGUUUGAGCAACAGAAUAAGUAUCAAGCGGAGCUUAGACACUUCGAGCAUGAUCUGAAUGUUAUGGCUCAGUUGGUCACUACCUACAAAAAAGCUUUAAAACAGACACGGGCUUCUUUUGAUGAGUACAGGAAGAAGUUCCCUUGCAAUGUUCCUCUUUAUGGUGAUGUUGCUGGCGGCGGCGGUCUUGUUCUUGGUGUGAGGGAGUUGGAGAAGAGGCGGUGUGAGGAGGAGCAGCAAAAUAUUGCCAUGGUAAAUGGUAUGAUUGAAAGAUUCCAGUACGAAUGGUUCUCAAAGCAAGAUGAGUGGGGACUUUCUGUCAACUCACUGUGGAGCAGAGUGGAAAGACUCUAUAAGGAGAUUCAGCUUCUCAAGGAAAACAGAAGAGCAAGAUUUGCUACCCCAGCUACAGAGGAAUCUAUCCCAGCUACAGAGGAAUGA